AUGUGGGACAAGAUGAGUGACAUUUUUUGCUUUGGGGAUUGGGACUAUUUCAGAUACAUCAAGUCAUGGGUGGACAAGAUGCAAGAAGAUCUUGUCACACUGGCCAGGACAGCAAGUGGAGUCAGCCAGCUUGUUGAUAUUUAUGAGAAAUACCAAGAUUUGUAUACUGUGGAGCCAAAUAAUGCACGCCAGCUGGUGGAAAUUGCAGCAAGGGAUAUUGAAAAGCUGCUAAGCAACAGAUCGAAAGCCCUGGUGCGUCUGGCUGGGGAAGCAGAGAGAGUUCAAGCAGCCCAUCAGUGGAGAGAAGAUUUUGCAAGCAAUGAAGUUGUCUACUACAACGCAAAAGAUGACCUUGAUCCUGAAAAAAAUGAGAGUGAGCCAGGCAGCCAGAAGAUAAAGCCUGUUUUUAUUGAAGAUGCUAGUUUUGGACGACAGAUAUCUUACCAGCAUGCAGCAGUCCAUAUCCCCACCGACAUUUACGAGGGCUCAACAAUUGUGUUAAAUGAGCUAAACUGGACCAGUGCCUUAGAUGAAGUUUUCAAGAAAAAUCGGGAGGAAGACCCCACAUUGCUGUGGCAGGUGUUUGGCAGUGCCACGGGCCUAGCCAGGUACUAUCCAGCUUCCCCAUGGGUUGAUAACAGUAGGACUUCGAAUAAGAUUGACCUUUAUGAUGUACGCAGAAGACCAUGGUACAUUCAAGGAGCUGCAUCUCCGAAAGACAUGCUUAUUCUGGUUGAUGUGAGUGGCAGUGUCAGCGGCCUGACUCUGAAACUGAUCCGCACCUCCGUCUCAGAGAUGCUGGAGACCCUGUCGGACGAUGAUUUCGUGAACGUGGCUUCCUUUAAUAGCAAUGCCCAGGAUGUAAGCUGUUUUAAACACCUUGUUCAAGCAAAUGUAAGAAAUAAGAAAGUGCUGAAAGAUGCAGUGAAUAACAUCACAGCAAAAGGAAUAACCGAUUAUAAGAAAGGUUUUAGCUUUGCUUUUGAACAGCUUCUUAAUUACAACGUGACCAGAGCGAACUGCAAUAAAAUCAUUAUGUUAUUCACGGAUGGUGGAGAAGAGAAAGCCCAGGAAAUUUUUGCCAAAUACAACAAAGAGAAAAAAGUGCGUGUAUUCACAUUUUCAGUUGGUCAACAUAAUUAUGACAGAGGGCCCGUUCAGUGGAUGGCUUGUGAAAAUAAAGGUUAUUAUUAUGAAAUCCCUUCCAUUGGAGCUAUCAGAAUCAACACUCAGGAAUAUUUGGAUGUUCUGGGAAGACCAAUGGUUUUAGCAGGAGACAAAGCAAAGCAAGUCCAGUGGACAAAUGUGUAUCUGGAUGCACUGGAACUAGGGCUUGUCAUUACUGGAACACUUCCGGUCUUCAACAUUACUGGUGGCCAAGAUGAAAAUAAAGGAAAUAUAAAGAAUCAGUUGAUUCUUGGAGUGAUGGGAGUUGAUGUGUCACUGGAAGACAUUAAAAGAUUGACACCACGUUUUACACUAUGCCCCAAUGGCUAUUAUUUUGCAAUCGAUCCUAAUGGGUAUGUUUUAUUACAUCCAAAUCUUCAGCCAAAGCCUAUUGGUGUAGGUAUACCAACAGUUAAUUUAAGAAAAAGGAGACCCAAUGUUCAGGAGCCAGUAACAUUGGAUUUCCUUGAUGCUGAAUUGGAAAAUGAUAUUAAAGAGGAGAUUCGGACUAAAAUGAUAGAUGGAGAGAGUGGAGAGAGAACAUUCAGAACACUGGUUAAAUCUCAAGAUGAGAGGUACAUUGACAAAGGGAACAGAACAUACACAUGGACUCCUGUUAACGGCACAGAUUACAGUUUGGCCUUGGUAUUACCAACCUACAGUUUUUACUAUAUAAAAGCCAAAAUAGAAGAGACAAUAACUCAGGCCAGAUCAAAAAAGGGCAAAAUGAAGGAUUCUGAAACCCUGAAACCAGAUAAUUUUGAAGAAUCUGGCUAUACAUUCAUAGCACCAAGAGAUUACUGCAGUGACCUUAAACUAUCGGAUAAUAACACUGAAUUUCUCUUAAAUUUCAAUGAGUUCAUUGAUAGAAAGACACCAAAUAACCCAUCAUGUAACACGGACUUAAUUAAUAGAAUCUUGUUGGAUGCAGGCUUCACCAAUGAACUUGUCCAAAAUUACUGGAGUAAGCAAAAAAACAUCAAGGGAGUGAAAGCGCGAUUUGUUGUGACUGAUGGUGGGAUUACCAGAGUGUAUCCCAAAGAGGCUGGAGAAAAUUGGCAAGAAAACCCGGAGACAUAUGAGGACAGCUUCUAUAAGAGAAGUCUGGAUAAUGAUAACUAUGUCUUCACUGCUCCCCACUUUAACAAAAGUGGGCCUGGUGCCUAUGAAUCAGGCAUUAUGGUAAGCAAGGCAGUAGAAAUAUAUAUCCAAGGAAAACUUCUUAAACCUGCAGUUGUUGGGAUUAAAAUUGAUGUAAACUCCUGGAUAGAGAAUUUUACGAAAGCUUCAAUUAGGGAUCCGUGUGCUGGUCCAGUUUGUGAUUGCAAAAGAAACAGUGAUGUAAUGGAUUGUGUGAUUCUAGAUGAUGGUGGGUUUCUAUUGAUGGCAAAUCAUGAUGAUUAUACAAACCAGAUUGGAAGAUUUUUUGGAGAGAUUGAUCCAAGCUUGAUGAGGCACCUUGUUAAUAUAUCACUUUAUGCUUUUAACAAAUCUUACGACUAUCAGUCGGUGUGCGAGCCCGGUGCUGCACCAAAGCAAGGAGCAGGGCAUCGCUCAGCAUAUGUGCCAUCAAUAGCAGACAUAUUGCACAUUGGCUGGUGGGCUACUGCUGCUGCCUGGUCUAUUCUGCAGCAACUUCUCUUAAGUUUGACCUUCCCACGAUUCCUAGAGGCAGUUGAGAUGGAGGAUGAGGACUUCACGACGUCCCUGUCAAAGCAGAGCUGCAUUACUGAACAAACCCAGUACUUCUUCGAUAAUGACAGUAAAACAUUCAGCGGCGUGUUAGACUGUGGAAACUGUUCCAGAAUCUUUCAUGUGGAAAAGCUCAUGAACACCAAUUUAGUGUUCAUAAUUGUCGAGAGCAAAGGGACCUGUCUCUGCGACACGCGGCUGCUCGUACAAGCAGAGCAGACUUCUGACGGUCCAAACCCUUGUGAUAUGGUUAAGCAGCCUCGAUACCGAAAAGGCCCUGAUGUGUGCUUUGAUAAUAAUAAGCUGGAGGAUAACACCGACUGCGGUGGCGGUGCUGGCUUAGGUCCCUCCCUGUGGUCCAUCCUCGGAAUCCAGUGUGUCCUCCUGUGGCUGGUAUCUGGCAGCAGACACUCCCAGUUAUGACCUUCUGAAGCCCAAAUCUGUGCAACGAAACUCCAGACCCUGCCGAAACAGGAGCUCUCGAUUGCAUUAAGAGAGAGAGGGUCAAUUGUCAAAGCAGCAGAACAUGAUGUGGGCCCAUCAAAAACAUUUUUUAAUCCAUUCUAUCAAGUCAAUUUUGAUGGCUAGUAACCCUGUAGGAUGGAGUCCCACUGCUCCAUCGGGUGUUCAAGGCUGUAAACCUGUAUGCAGCAGACCUGCCACAUGUUUCUCCUGUGGAGCAGCUAGUGGGUUCAAACUGCCAACCUUCCACUUAGCAGCCAAGCGCUUAACAAAUGCACUACCAGGGCUCCUUGUCACUGGGCCCAUGCCAUGGUAAAACUAAGGCGCAGACUCAUAAGGCACCCACUGGCUGCAUGUCAGGGUGUCAGAUCCUUAAACUUGUGUGAAUGCUGCAUCAUAUAUGUAACAUCAAAGCAAAAUUCUAAUGUGCUCUUCUGGGGAAUAUGAAAAUCUGUCGUUGUAUUGUUGGUGAUUUCAUGUAAAAGGGCUCCCCAUGAAAUUGUAUAUGAAUCAUAAGAAUUGUCCUGAUUGUUACCUGGAAUGUUGACUGGCUGCAAUCCUUGUUCUUUUACCACCAGUAAGAUCCCUAGUGGGGAGAAAAGGCGUUUUGAUGUUGUUUGGGCUUUUUUGUGUUGACAUGUUCUUCUGUUAAAAAAUGAUUACAGCUUUGUAUAGUUACUACUGGGGGGGGGGGAUAUAUAUAUAUAGAGAGAGAAUCAAUGUUGGUCUAAACUACUGAAAACUAAUGGCUAAUUUUCUACAAAAUAUGCCAUGAAUAAAAUGCCUUAUGAAGAAUGGCUUCUCUGCCAACAAGGGUCACUCCAUUCAAGACCCAUUGAGCUCUCGUGGAGUAAAGAAUGGCUGCUUUGAAAAUAAUUCACUGAGAACUUAUUGGCCUAACGGUGCUGGGUGGUGAAAUUUGAAUAUGUGGCAUCGCUCCUCAUAAGUGUAAGCCCUUCAUCCUUGCUUCAAUGUAAUAUGUCCUUCGUUGACAGGACAGCUAUGUCGUGCUAACCAGAUACUUCAGAAUGCUCUGAGAAAAGCUUGUUGGGGGGAGGGAAAAACGUUUUUCUUGUGACAAAUGAACUUUGAUUACAAAGGGGAUUUUGCAUGAUGCUGCUGCUAUUUUAACUUCUUAGUCUUCUUUUUUUCCCUCUCUUGCUGUAGAGUGUAGUCCAUUGGCAAAUUAACUGAGUGACAUAUUGUUAUGUAAGAAUAUGAACUUUGCUGUGUAAUGCACCUAAGUCAUCUUUAGAAAUGUUGUUAAACUACUCUGAAUAUACUGUGCAAUGUAAAUGCUGGACAAUUGGGUUAGGUAAUUGGUGACAUAGGAACCAAUGGAUUUUAUACAGAUUUGUGCUUUUGCCUGAAAACCUAUGUACAGAUAUUUUAAGUACAUAAAACCAGAUUUGACACAUUUAUUUUUUUGAAAAGUACAUAUAUGUUCUCAAUGAAGAUUCAGCGUAGGUUUCCUCUUUGUUCUUUUGAAUCGUAGCACGAAGAACCCAAAAAAUUGCUGCUGCUGCUGCUGCUGCUGCGUUUGUCUCGCUACUUUAAAAGUGGGCUGGUCAUUUGACCAUACUGUCCAUGCAGCUUGGUGAUGGUCUUCAAUAACUUGAACAAAGAGGAAACCUUGAAUUUAUAUGUAUGCACAUGAAUACUUGAUUGUGAAUAAUAAAAAUUGUUUUUAUACAGCCUCAUUAGUGAAAAUGGUCAGUGAAGUAAAUCACAGAUUUCAUUUUAGAUUAAUAUGGUAGCAGAAUAUUAUUUAUGCGCUUAGGGUUUAUUUUCAGGAGUAAACAGUAUUUGCCGAAAGGAUAAAAAAGCAAUGAACAUGUAACUAUAAUAUUGGAUAAUUUUGCUGAAGGCUGAGAGUUUGAUGAUACUGCUUAUGGUACAAUACACUUGUUCCUUUUUUUGAACAUGCCAAAUAUUGGUGUGUGUAUAUGCUGGAAAUUUUCUUAAAUAUAAUUUUAAGUAAAAUCUUAUUAACAAUAUCCAGCAUGCUUGAAUAUGAUUCAAAUAUCAAAGACAUAACCAAUUAUUUAGCAUAGUUUAAAAGAUAUAUUUGUUUUGUUUUUAGCUUUACACACAUUUGUAAUUUCCUUCCACCACCAAUAUACCUUAGGUGCCAUUUGUGUACAUUUCCUUAUUUAAAAUAUUAUUUUUAUCUUAAAUAAAGGGAAGGUGGAAAUGGAAUCACUUUGCCAACUAUAGUUCUAAGAGUUGACAUCAGUUACCAUUUCUAAUGCAUUGUUGUGAUUUUGUAGUAUCAUUUAUAACUUAUAGUGACAUUUUAAAAAACACCAAAGUGAUUUAAAAAAAAUAACUUCUCUAGUGACAAUAUGUUUAAAUCAUGCAGUUUGUUAAUUAAAUAUUUAAAACUUAUUAACUUUUGCUAGAAUAUUUUAAAUCAUGAAAUGGUUGAGAAAGAUUAAAAAUUAUGUUGGUUUCUGUAUGUAAGUGACAUGCAUUAAAACAAUCAGAUUGCUUCCAGCAUACAACAAGCUACCUUAAAAUUAUGUUUAAAACAUUAACUAUCUAUUUUCAUGGCUAAUGCCACUGAUUUAGUAUGUUUUCAUCUACUGAUGACAUAGUUCUUGUUGUGAUCACAGUUAAACUUGGCAUCUCGUGGCAGGGUCCUUCCGAUUUGAUUUCUAUGGCUAUGUAAACAUGCUGACAUACACUAGUUUUGCAAUGAUCCUUUACUUCCUGUAAUAAAAUAAACGUAUGUAUGAUGACAACCACAUCCAUGGUAAUCAAUUGGAUGACUUUAAAUUGCCCUUAUGGCUAGCUCCAGUCUCUCCCUGUUGACACAUUGUUUUCUAAGACAGUAACACUUCACCCAUCAAAUUUCAUUAUCAAACUUGGGUUUAUCCUGGGAGUUUGAAAAGGACUUAAAUUGCAGCCUUUUGUUAAUAUUCAUUUCCAAAGAUGAAACCAUAGAAGAAAUCAAGAAAAAAAUGAGUUUUUUAACUGUCUUCACUCAUUUAACUUAUGCUAGACCCAAGAUUAAUGUCAUUUGUCACUAACACAAAAUCAAAAUAAAAUUUGCAUCCACAUUUAGCUUUGAGGAAGAACUUUGCAAUACUGAUUUCUUCAUAUUUUCUUCAUUUGAACAACCAGCAUUACUGCCAAACACCAAUCGUGGUCCAGAUUUGUAACAGGUUUUUAACAUGACAUACUUCGCAAGUUUGAUUGAAGAAAUUUUUAGGUCCUAGGCCUAUAAGAUUUUAGUAUGAUCUUUUUUCAUGUUUCUAAUGCGUCAGGCAUUAUUGCUUAACUUGGAAAUAAACAAAACAGUGUUGCUGCCAUUUGUAAGUUUUCCUAUAAUACUCCUUUUACUAACUUUAAGACAGGCCUUACUGGGUUCAAAUAGGCAGGAUCCCUUUUAAGUGACCUUUGCAACCCAAGUGUUACUUGCUUAUUUGAUGCUCUAGUAUUUGACAUCUUGUUUAAAUAUUUGUCUGUCUCCACCAAAGCUUCAUUCCUGUCUUAAUUCAAUCCUCCAAUGAUUCCAUCACUCAUGUCAGUUGACAUUAAAACUUCUAGAGGUAUAGAGUCGGACUUAGUGAGACAAAAUGGAAUGCUAUGACUUUUUUUAAAGUGUAGAAUUUCAUUUGCCCAAAAAUUCAAAUAUUAUUAUCUGGAACUUUUAUUGUUUUCUCAUAACAGAAUGUUAAUAUUGUUAAUAUUCAGUGUACAUAUCUGUAAAGAGCAGAUCAAGUAAGCAAAAGUAUCGCGUAUUGAAAAAGUUGCAGACUUUGAAAAAACUAGAGCCUUCCUACCAAUAGUUUCACCUAUCUGAUUUCUAGUUCAAAUAAUUCUAUCAAAAGAUUUUCACCGGGACUAAUGGGAUACUGUCUUGUAUAGAUGCCAUUUGAGUUCACAAUGUGACCUGGCAAACUGUCUUUGUUGUCGUGUGAUUGUUGGAUCCUGCUUGGGGAUGUUCUCUUGAAGUGCUCAUUGUGCAUCCACGCAAAAGACCAAGUGGCUUUUGUGAACACUAGAUCCUUUCCCCCUUUCUUAAGUUCUCUGGACACUUUUGUGGAAAUUCCUAGCCUGAUUAAGAAAAAAGAAAAACAUUUUGUAAAAAUUUGUAUAAUAAUGUUAUAAAAAUAUUUAUAAUCCCAAAAAUGUUGUGCUAAUUAUUGUGCAAAAACAGUAUAUUCAGAAUAAAAGUUUAUUGUUUAAAGUCA
Echinops telfairi (small Madagascar hedgehog) is the source of this 7520-nucleotide messenger RNA. RefSeq names its product calcium voltage-gated channel auxiliary subunit alpha2delta 1 (gene CACNA2D1). NCBI's taxonomy places the organism in Eukaryota, Metazoa, Chordata, Mammalia, Afrosoricida, Tenrecidae. Gene Ontology annotation, molecular function: voltage-gated calcium channel activity. The transcript has 40 exons. Bases 1 to 3282 code for a protein of 1093 amino acids. The record is from RefSeq and is a predicted model, not a curated record. Gene Ontology annotation, cellular component: L-type voltage-gated calcium channel complex.